Messenger RNA from Amyelois transitella, 1843 nucleotides. RefSeq names its product esterase FE4. The transcript is spliced from 4 exons. NCBI's taxonomy places the organism in Eukaryota, Metazoa, Arthropoda, Insecta, Lepidoptera, Pyralidae. The record is from RefSeq and is a predicted model, not a curated record. Bases 270 to 1841 code for a protein of 523 amino acids.
AAAAAACAUUCAAAUCAAAACAAACAAGCCAGAAAUUUAUUUUAGAAAGUUCAAAAUUAUAAUUUAAAUUCGAUAAAAAUCCAUUCCUGUUCCUAAUAAGUAGUUGAAAAGUGUAAAGUGUUAUUUUUUACUAAACUUAUACCAAAAUAUAAAUAAAAUCAAGUAUAUUGAUAUUUAUGACAUAAACAUUAUUAGUUCGGUACUAUCGGACUGAUUUCACUAAUAAACGCAGUCCAAAGUACACAACCAUUCUGUUUUACAGGCAAACAAUGUCAUGUCAAGUGAAAGUGCAGCAGGGAAUUUUACAAGGGAAGAAGGUGAAGACUUGUAACGGCAAAGAAUACUACAGUUUUGAAGGAAUACCAUACGCGAGGCCUCCAGUGGGGAAACUCAGAUUUAGGAACCCAGAGGAUCCACAAGAAUGGGCAGGCGUCCGAGACGCGACCAAGCCGGGCAACAAGGCUUGCCAACCUAACCUCUCAACCGCCAAAAUAGAAGGCUGCGAAGAUUGUCUAUACCUAAACGUGUACACCCCUUGCUUACCAACCGAAGAAAUUAAAACUUUACCAGUACUCUUCUUUGUACACGGCGGUCGCUUGCUCUUUGGCUACGGAGAUUGGUAUAACCCAGAUUAUUUUAUGGAGAACGACGUAGUUUUCGUUACAAUUAACUACAGAUUGAAUAUUUUAGGUUUUCUGUGCUUGAACAUACCCGAAGCGCCCGGUAACGUAGCGCUGAAGGAUACGGUGAAAGCGCUGAAAUGGGUUAAUAAAAAUAUACUCCAGUUUAAUGGCGAUUUUUCAAAUAUAACGGUUUUUGGCGAAAGCGCCGGUGCGGCUAUAGUUUCAUCAUACAUGGUGACUCAAAUGGCAGAUGGUUUGUUUAGCAAAGUGAUAGCACAAUCUGGGAAUAUAUUAGCUGAUGUUAUAAUGACCGUAGACGAUCCUAUUGAAAGCGCGAAGCAUGUGGCUUCCUUAUUAGGCAAAGAGUUUCAUGAUGUGAAAAGUUUAUAUGAAUUUUUGCUAAAUUGUCCUGUGGAUGAGUUGUUGAACGGUUAUUUUAUGGCAGAAUUCAACCGUCCGCCGUACGUUAUAAGGCCUUUUUUCGCUACGGUGGUUGAAAAGAAAUUCCCGGGUGUUGCCAGAUAUUUUAAAGAGUUUCCACUACAAAGUGUUAAGGGCAAGAGAUAUAAAAGAGUGCCUGUACUACUUGGAUCCUCAACGCAUGAAGGAGCCUUAUUUGUAAGAAAAAAUGACGGUAAAAUUACUUAUGAAAACGAUCUUAACUCUUUCGUGCCGAGUUACGUCAAUUUCAAAGACGAAAUCGAGUCUGCGUUGUUCCAGAAUAAAUUAAGGGAAUAUUAUUUCGAGGGGAACGUUAUAAAUGAUGAUUAUAAACUUGAAUUCGCUAAUUUAUUGUCUGAUGCGUUUUUCGAUAGAGACAUAACUUUAUUCCCUGAAUUGAUAUCUAAAACGCAGGAUGUUUACUUUUAUAAUUUCUCUUACGUCGGCAAUUUAAACAUUAAAGUGAUGAAGGAUUUGGGCUUAAAAGGGACCACUCACGGAGACAUAAUUCAGUAUGAGAUUUACAGGAAGAAUAAGCAUGAGAUCGCUUCGGAGAAAGAUAAGGAGAUUUCCAAGUUUCUAGCCGAAUGUUGGUGCAAUUUUGCAUUGGAAGGAAAACCAUCAUGGACCGAUCAAAAAAUUGUAUGGGAGCCAUACAAAACCGACAACAAGAGGCUGUGUUUAGAUAUUAAUGAAAAUAAGACUAUAGUAUCUAAUCCUAAAUAUAAAAGCUACAAAUUUUGGAUGGACUUGUGUAGUGAACGUUCUAAAUUAUAAAA